This is a messenger RNA of Dinoponera quadriceps, 3055 nucleotides long. RefSeq names its product ribosome maturation protein SBDS (gene Sbds). The record is from RefSeq and is a predicted model, not a curated record. Gene Ontology annotation, biological process: ribosome biogenesis; cytosolic ribosome assembly. The coding region runs from base 216 to 977 and encodes 253 amino acids. The transcript is spliced from 2 exons. Lineage: Eukaryota; Metazoa; Arthropoda; Insecta; Hymenoptera; Formicidae.
ACUGCUAUCAGCUGAACAGUUCAGCUAAACAGACUACAUCAGUUCCGAGUUUACUGUUUGUGUAGGAAUGUGGUGUAAUCUGGUGUAAUCUCUAUAAAGUGUGAGAAAGAAGAAAAAACGGAAGAUUUAUCUUCUAUUUUUUUGCGCGUUCAUCAUACACUUCGAGAUAGACGGUCUGUUUGCUGUGGUAUGCCGAUUUUGCAGUUAUUGCGAAAAUGUCGAAAAUAUUCACACCGACGAACCAAAUAAGGUUGACAAACGUUGCUGUUGUUCGCAUGAAAAAGAGUGGCAAGCGAUUUGAAAUUGCUUGUUACAAGAACAAAGUGGUUUCCUGGAGGAAAAAAUUGGAGAAAGACAUUGAUGAAGUGUUACAAACACAUACAGUAUUCGCCAAUGUAUCGAAGGGCCAAGUAGCCAAGAAGGAAGAUCUCAUAAAAGCUUUCGGCACCGAAGAUCAGACCGAAGUAUGCAAACAGAUACUCGAGAAAGGGGAACUUCAAGUCUCUGACAGAGAAAGGCAUAUGGCGAUAGACUCUAUGUUCAAGGAUAUUGCUACCGCGGUUGCUAGUAUGUGUAUAAGUCCAGAGACAAAACGUCCGUAUCCAGUUUCCAUGAUUGAGAGUGCCAUGAAGGAUCAGCUGCACUUCUCUGUUAAACCAAAUCGAAAUUCUAAGCAACAAGCAUUGGAUGUCAUUACACAAUUGAAAGAAGUGAUGCCGAUAGAACGUGCUCAAAUGAGGCUCAAGAUCGUCAUUCAAAGGAGGGAAGCAAGGAAAUUAAGGGACAAAGUGGUUAAACUGGUUUCUAAAACAGAAUCAGAGGAGUGGGACAAUGGAGUUUUAACAAUCAUUUGCUUAAUCGAUCCGGGUCAAUUCAGGCAAUUGGACGAAUUAGUACGAUCGGAGACAAAAGGCUCUGGUUCCUUAGAAUUACUUUGUUUAAAAGAAAUAGUUGAAGGUGAUGAGGUCCUAGAAUAAAUUAUAGCUUAUUUGAAAUGUUAUUAAAUAUUUACUAAUCACUAUCACGGUGGUUACUGUGUCUAUAAAUUCAUAUUUAUUGAACACAUUUUAAUACAUGUUGACUAAACAAUUCUGUUGUGUAGUAGUAGUGGUAAUGGUAUGUUUCCCUUGGAAUUACAAAUUUUAAUAUACUUUACAUCUAACUUUAGUCUAUGCUUUAUCCUUCUUAAUUUCUUAUUUUCUGUCCUAUUUUCCACGCGCGUACGCAUGCAUACACACAUGUUUCCCCUAACUCUUCCAACUUCUUUUCUCCGUUUAUUCUUCCCUUAAAUCUAUCCUUACCUUAUGUCUUAACUACGUUUCUUAAUUUCUAAUAUAAUUUUCGCGCCUUUGCACAUAUUCAUCUCCCCUGUUUCCCUCCCUGAUUUCCAUUUCUAUUUACAUUCACAUCUUCCUCCCUCCUCUCCCUUCUCCAUUUCUACCUUCUUCAUCCACUUUUUCUCCUCGCUUUUCUUCUUCAAAAUACAUUCCACAUUCUCUUUCUAGCUUCUCCUCGCUUCGCUCCAAUUCCUACAUCUUUCCCAAUAUGUUCUUAUGUUUCCAUCUUUCCUUUACACAAUCUAUACUUUUUUUUUCUCUCCCAGCAUUCUCCUACAUUUUCUUCUCUUUUCUUUCUAAUUUGUCUCAUUCUUCCCUGCUUCUCCCUUCAAUUUAUCCCCUUACAUUUCCUUCCUUAUACCUUGAUGUUCUCCAGUUUACUCCUAGAAUCCACUUAAUAUAUCUUUUCUCGUGACCUUUCCAUAUUAUUCUUUUUCCCUCUCUCCAACCCAAUAUUUCCACCUUAUAUUCCAUAACUACCCAUAUCAGCGAAUCAAAUAACCACAGUUUUCUUCCCCCAAUCUUCCUUAAAUCUCUUCAUUCCUACAUCCUAUCCUGUCUCAUUGUUAUCGUUCUUUUCCUUUUUUUCUCACUUUCGUGUUCGUCUGAUCCUCCAUUAGUUUGAAUGAUUCUAAGCUAAAUGUUUAACCUCUUCAGUUUUACUUCCUUUCAAUACCUAAUUCACUCUCUUCAUUUUUCCUCUCCUUCUUUUAAAUAUUAAUAUCCUUGUCUUUUCUACAUUGAUUGUGUCCAUCUUUUCUCUUCUAUCAUGUCUCUCCAACCUCACUAUUGUAUCUUUAUGUCCCUUUCCUUCUCCGCCAAUAACACUAUGUCGUGACACUAUGUCCGCAUACGCCAGUGUACAAUACUAUUGNAUAAAUUAUAUAUAUAUAUAUAUAUAUAUAUAUAUAUAUUUAUAUAUUUAUAUUUAUAUAUUUAUAUAUAUAUGUAUACGUAUACAGUUUUUGUUGUUUUAUCAGUAUUUCUUGUUAAGAUCAUCUUUUGUUAAGUCUUAUUUUGUACGUAAUAGCUUAAUAACUCUGACAAAAGUUUGGCAAAUAUAGAUACUAUUUAAUCAUCAUUUUCUUAUUUUUAUAAACAUUCGAUUAUACGUACCAGUUGUCGAGACGUAUACACAAGUGUGUAUAGUACACAUUAAUUCGAUAUAUGUUUCCAACACAACAAUCGUUUAAGUAGUUGCAUAAAAUUUUCUAAGUUUUUAAUAUUUAUUCAAUAUCAUAACUAUUGGUACAUAAAUAAUGUUAAACUCACAUCUAAUAUAAUUUGCAUUUAUAUUUACAAGUUUUUACUUAUAUUAUCUACAGACAACAGUAUCUUUCCCGUAUAUAAAUAUGUAACACUGCUGUUAUUGAUAAAAUUAACAAAUUUUUUUAUCAAUAUUAUAAUUGAGCAUCUUAAUACACUUUUCCUCUAUAAUUUUAAUCUAUUCAAAAAUAUUGUCAACUCAAAAUACGUAACAUACUACGUAUUCAUAGAUCCGUGGCAUUUCGAGAUAGAUAUACGUUACUUUGGCAAAAUGGCAAACUGUUUAUAUCUAACAACUGAUGAGAGAAGAAGCAUAUAGGCAGACGUUUGAUAACAAAUGAAGGUAAUUCAUUGCGCUGUCGUAAUAUCUAAUUGUAUUACAGUCACUUAUACUUGCGUUUACAUAUGGCUGUUGAUUAUGGUUGCUUUCCAGCAAGAUACAAGAGUCAACA